This is a messenger RNA of Ilex paraguariensis (yerba mate), 2271 nucleotides long. NCBI's taxonomy places the organism in Eukaryota, Viridiplantae, Streptophyta, Magnoliopsida, Aquifoliales, Aquifoliaceae. The record is from the annotation of a GenBank genome assembly.
AUGGUGGGAUCAGAGAGUUUGUGCGAUUCUCCAUUUCGUCAGCAACCGCCGGCGCUGAAGCCAAAGCAAUACGGAGUCACCAAGCCGAUAUCUCUUGCGGGGCCUACGGAGGCUGAUAUUCAAAGAAGCAGGAAGUUGGAGAAGUGUUUGUCAGACGCUGGGCUAUAUGAAAGCCCGGAUGAAGUUUCCAAGAGGGAAGAUGUCUUUGGUCGUAUUAAGCAGAUUGUGAAAGAUUGGGUGAAGGAGCUUACUCGCUUGAGAGGGUACACAGACCAAAUGGUGGAGGAUGCCAAUGCUGUUUUGUUUACUUUUGGUUCUUAUCGACUUGGAGUACAUGGUCCUGGAGCUGACAUAGACACCUUAUGUGUUGGGCCAUCAUAUGUGAAUCGGGAGGAAGACUUUUUCUUCAUACUGCAUGAUAUAUUGGCAAAGAUGGAUGAAAUUACUGAACUUCAACCUGUUCCAGAUGCUCAUGUCCCAGUUAUGAAAUUCAAGUUUGAUGGAAUUUCAAUAGAUCUCCUUUAUGCAAGUAUUUCUCUUUUGGUUGUCCCAGAUGACUUGGAUAUCUCCCAUGUGUCCGUAUUGUAUGAUGUUGAUGAGCCAACUGUUCGGAGUCUUAAUGGAUGCAGGGUGGCAGAUCAAAUUCUUAAGCUUGUUCCAAACUUUGAGGUAACUGGAUUUCUUGGCGGUGUGAACUGGGCUCUCCUUGUAGCUCGCGUGUGUCAGCUUUAUCCCAAUGCAGUUCCCAGUAUGCUGGUUUCUCGAUUUUUUAGGGUUUAUACACAGUGGCGAUGGCCAAAUCCAGUGAUGCUUUGUGCAAUAGACGAGGAUGAACUAGGAUUUUCCGUAUGGGAUCCUCGUAGGAAUCCUCGGGACCGAACUCAUCAUAUGCCAAUUAUAACACCUGCCUAUCCUUGCAUGAAUUCUAGCUACAAUGUGUCAACAAGUACGCUCCGAGUUAUGAUGGAGCAGUUCCAGUUCGGAAACAAGAUCUGUGAGGAGAUUGAACUGAAUAAAGCCCAGUGGAGCGAUUUGUUUGAGCCAUAUAUGUUCUUUGAAAGCUAUAAGAACUAUCUGCAGGUUGACAUAAUUGCAGCUGAUGCUGAUGACUUGCGUGCUUGGAAAGGCUGGGUUGAAUCCCGGCUAAGGCAGCUGACACUGAUGAUAGAGCGGGAUACAUAUGGGAAGUUGCAGUGCCAUCCUUAUCCCCAUGAUUAUGUCGAUAAUUUGAAGCAUUGUUCCCAUUGUGCCUUUUUUAUGGGUUUGCAGAGGAAACAAGGAGAGAUAAUUCAAGAAGGUCAGCAGUUUGACAUACGUGGGACGGUCGAUGAGUUUAGGCAUCAGAUAAAUAUGUAUUUGUUCUGGAAACCUGGGAUGGAAAUAUAUGUUUCUCAUGUUCAUAGGAAGCAUAUCCCUUCUUAUGUGUUCCCAGAGGGUUAUAAACGUAUCCGACCACCGAGGCUCACGAGCCAGCCUCAUGCUGAAAGAGCAUCUCGUGAAGAUGGUGAGCUUUGCAGGUCUGAAUCUGGUGAAAGACGCCUAAAGAGGAAAAUAGAGCUUGAUGGAGCAGAGUUGAAGCAAGAUAGUCCAGAGAAACGGCAAUUAUCUAGCCCUCAGAGGCGGGAUUCAGUCUCCCCAGAAAUUGUUAGUCAUGGGAGUGGUGGCAGUACAUUGAGGCAGUGUUCAGCAUCAGGUUUUGUGAGAACUAACGAGAGUGGGGUAGUGAAUGGAAGAUGCCAGGUUGGUAUAGGCCGAGCCGGGGAUGUGGUUGUGAAUGUCUUGGAGAAUACGAUGACUCAACCUACUAUCAGGAAGGAGGUGCCAAAGGUUGAAUGUGAUGAGGUCAAUGUGGAGUCAGCUAAACCUGUUCAACGGAUGCUAUGCGCGGAAAAUACUGAUACUGGAUGCGUCUCAACUUCCAGUGUUCUCACAAACCUUACAGGUGAAGUCAGUUCCUUCGAGGAUUUUGGACUUGAGUCGCUGACAGGUAACACAGAGGGGAACCCAGGCAGCUCUGUAGGCAGUAACAACCAGGGAUCUUCACAGGGCGAUUCAUGUGAGGCUGAUUCUGAGCUGCUACCAGAUAAUGGACAUGACAAGGACGGCAAAGACUUCAAAGAUGGAUUGCAGGAAGAGUUAGAGGCAAAUGCUGCACUUGGAAUGGCGCUGAAGUCUAGGGUUGGAAUUGACACAGACCCUGUGCAGAAGACAGUGAUAAGGCAGGUUGAGUCUUACAUCGAUGGCGUGAAAGAUCAGAAGUUGAAGCCUUGA